This is a messenger RNA of Austrofundulus limnaeus, 2000 nucleotides long. RefSeq names its product leucine zipper protein 2 (gene luzp2). The transcript is spliced from 12 exons. The record is from RefSeq and is a predicted model, not a curated record. The coding region runs from base 206 to 1258 and encodes 350 amino acids. Lineage: Eukaryota; Metazoa; Chordata; Actinopteri; Cyprinodontiformes; Rivulidae.
CAAGCCACUGUGUUGCAUCUGUCUGCCUCGCUGCUUGUGUGUCUCCGUGCGCGAGCGAGCGCGCGCGUUCGUGUGUGUGUGUAUGAAAGUGCGCUAAAAAAGCCAGGCAAGCCAGUGGGAGAGCUAGAGAGAAGGAGAGAGACACAGCAGAAAGACAAAAAAGCAUCUGAGAGAAGGGAGCAAGAAACGGGAGUGUGAAACAGCUAUGAAAUUCAUCCAAGCUGUUUGCUUACUGCUUCUCUUUCCAGCUUUGAGCAUCAACACCAGACAAGGCUAUGAUGGUCUGGAAAAGAAGCUAAAAGAAGUCUUCAGUGAACGAAGCAGCAUCUUGCAUCAGCUCUCAAAAACAUCAAAGGAAUUGGACAGCAUAAAAGGCAACCUACAGUCACUGAAAAAUGAUGAGUCAGUGGCCAAGAAAGAUGURCAGAGGAUCCUGGAGCUCAGCCAUAAACAGAGAGAGGAGAUGAAGUCCCUCCAGGCAGCCCUGCAGAAGCAGCUGGAUGAGGCAAAUGAGAGAGCUGAAAAGCAGCAGGCCACGAUAAAAUUUCUGAAAGUUGAGAUGGAGAAGAAAACYAAAAUAAUCAAGGAUUUACAACAAGAGAACAAGAGCUUGAAAAACAAGCUACUCUCUGGAAAUAAACUUUGUGAUGCCUAUGCUGAAGAGUCCAAAAAAAUCCAGGCUCAACUGAAAGAACUGCGGUACGGGAAAAAGGAUUUAAUUUUUAAGGGGCAGCAACUUCUGGACCUGGAGCACAAACUAACUAUAGCCAAGGAGGAGUUGGAGAAGACCGCAUUAGAUAAGGAGUCGCAGCUGAAGGCGCUGAAGGACACAGUUCACAUCUGCUUUUCAGCUGUCCUCCACAACCAGCCCAGCAGCAGUCACCGAUUCCCCACCUCCCCCACCCACUUAUUCAGAUACUCAUCACUCAUCAACAGCUCCAGAGUCACCUUUCAACAGCCACACGCAAAGGAUAUCUCCAAAGUUCAGAGAAUUGUCACAGCCACUAAAUCACCCAUGAACAUUGGCRUAACGAGGAGAGAAAGUGGCGGCGUCAGAGACUGCCAAAUGGAGAAGACUGCAGGUGAAUGUUUUCAGAAUCAGACGAAGGGAACAGAUGAAGAAAGUAAGAAGAAACCAGAGAUUCAGCAACAAACAAGCCAAGUGCAGCCUGAAAAUGUUGGCACAAAGCUCUCACACAACAGUGGGGAUGCAGAGGGCGGCGGCAGCAAAACGACAAAGCCACAUAAAUACAACUGAACAGACGGCAUGUCAUCGCAGAGCAGCCUGCAUUGCCUGAAGGAUGUUUCUAAGAGCACACACUUUGCACACUUUCACAAAAAAAGUGUGCCCAUUCACACAUUACCUUACACACUCACUUUUAAACACACAUACACACAGAAAGACAUAUGCAUAUUGGCAUUGUUAGAAGAAUCUGAGAUACUGGGACUGUCAACAAAACUCAAUCUUUCAUCUGAAAACUUCAUAGUAAAAUGGCAUGCGUUUAGAAGUUUUUUUCAAAGGUAGCAAUGGCACUGGUAACUUGUUUUAUAAUUGUUCAUUUGUUGUUUACUUAUUUGAAUUUUGAAGAGUAAGGACACUGCUUUCUAAAUGUGUGAUCUUUUAAGAAAAAAAAACUUUCCACUGGUGAGGUCUUACACUGUUUCCUGUGACAAGUAUAUCAAUUGACAAAUAAAAAGUACUCCUCCUACUACUAUUAUUACUACUACCCAACUUAGAAUAUUGUUUGUCACUCAUUGUAGCAAGGUUAAUUUACUCCACAUUUUGAAAUACAAAGGCUCAAGUUGGCUGGCCAACUGUUCAACAUUUAAUAUUUCAGCACUCUUUUCUGCCUUUAACACUCCUGAGGCAAAGAGCCAAAGACUCACAAUGGGUCGUCUCCCUGAGAAUGUGCCAUGCACUGAGUAGUAACUCCUAGCUACAUGUAUCUGUGUUAUUUGACCUUUCUGUGCCCUUUCAAUAAACUGUAAUUUUCAGUAAA